Phaeodactylum tricornutum CCAP 1055/1 is the source of this 2601-nucleotide messenger RNA. RefSeq lists its product with no specific name. The coding region runs from base 1 to 2601 and encodes 866 amino acids. NCBI's taxonomy places the organism in Eukaryota, Bacillariophyta, Bacillariophyceae, Surirellales, Neidiaceae. The record is from RefSeq and is a predicted model, not a curated record. Gene Ontology annotation, biological process: chromatin organization; regulation of DNA-templated transcription. Gene Ontology annotation, cellular component: nucleus. Gene Ontology annotation, molecular function: DNA binding; chromatin binding. The transcript is spliced from 3 exons.
AUGCGGCAGCCGUCGUCGUCCCACAAUUUUGAUUUGUCCGAUACGUCCGCGUAUCCAGUGAGGUCGGCGUUCCCCGAGAGGUUUUCCAAGAACCACGUCGGGCCUUUCAUUGUUUCGGAGCAAGGGUCGACCUCUAACUAUCGCAAGGCACCAGCUUUUUACAUUUGUGAGAAAAUGCCCAAAAUAGCUCCGAAACGCCAAUCCAAAGAUUUAAAUUGCGCGGACGACGCGUCGUCGGCAGGAUCCUUGGACGUUGGCGCUUGUUGUCUUUGUCAUUGUGCACUGGACUACAGCGAUCGCGCCGCUUUCUUUCGAGAUGAUCGGCACGAAGAUUAUCACGAAGACAGCGAUCAGGAGGAAUAUUUCUUUCGAAAGAGCGAUCCCUAUCUACCGAACACCCUCUACGAUCCUUCUAAUGCACUCGUGUACUGUGAUUCGUGCGAUCGUAUGUACCACCAGAAGUGUCACUUUGUGCCCUUGACCGUUGUCCCGCGAGGAAAGUGGGACUGUUUGGUGUGUCAAACACAAAGGGAAAAAGCGAAAAUCUCGCUCAAGAAAAAGAAACCGGCUACCGGCAAUGACCAUUCAAAACGAAAAACUCCUGCGACGAGCCAAGACCACGCUAUUCCUCGUCUAUCGUCGUCCUGUUUUCAGUCUCCUCCCAACCCGGGCGUGCGUGAGGAGGAAGUCGCUUGGGAAAGCGCCUGUCGAGACGUCAAAGCGGCCCUAUGGAAAGCCGAGCUACACAACCGUGUUCCACUCCAAGUCAACUCGCAACUGGCCAACGUUCGUUUGGCCGAGACGGCGUUGGAAACCUUGACGAGCACGGCCAAGAAUCGAUCGCAUUUCGCACAAAAUUCCCAAGAACUGGCACAGUGUAUGGUGCGAUUGUACGGGAGCCGGCGCAAGCUACGACAUGUGCUGCUGAACCUACAAGAUCUCAUCCGCGGGGACCAGGAAAUGCGAUGGAACAUGCUACUCCGCUUUUGUCGGGAUGACGCGUCCCCGGAAUUCGUAGCACGAGUCGCCUUUCCGUUCGGAAUGUCGCACUCGCGACGAGUUGAUCCUCGUACUCCGGAAAUGACACUGAACGCAGAAGAACACGCAUCCAAUACAGUUCCUGCCGAAAUUUCUCUUACCAUUAACAGCGAAACGCAGGCAAAUUCUGAACCGGCACAAUCCAUAACCGACCAGUCGAAACCCAUAGCAAAGCAUGAUGGUGAUAGUGGUAUUUCGUUGGACAAUUUGCGCUGCUGCGUCUGUCACCAAAGUGAGGCUACGGAUGAAAACGAUAUGAUCAUGUGCGAUGGCUGUGGGUGCUAUCGCGCGUAUCACAUGCGGUGUCUUCAACCACACGUCAAGCCGGAAGAAGUCGAAAACGAAGAAGACGAUUGGUUCUGUCCGCUUUGCAGCACCCUCGCCGAUAUGAUGCUCUUAAUCCAAACAAACCAUAUGGGAGACGAAUGGGAGCAGCGACGCUACGCGGCGGAACUGGAUGGCGUAAAGAAUGGGGAUGACGAUUCAUUGAAGUCGUGGAAUGCUGUUGAGGAAGUUUUUCCUGAAGUAGAAGUCAACUAUGCAGCAGCAUGCGAUCUUAAAGAUGGCAAACGAACAACUGCGGCAUCCAAACUUUUGGGGAGAAUUCUUGGGUUGGAAGAACAGGAGAUCGACACAGAUAUUGACGAUGACGAGGAGGAUGAGGACGACGGUCACUUCGACCUGGAAUCUUUUCAAGAAAAGCGACAUCAAGCUCGUGUAGAGUUAUCUGGUGAUAAGGAGGAUGCUAGUGAAGGAAGCAGUCAAGCUACGCUAGAAGAGAUGUCCAGUGUGGAGCUGAAUAUCGGUAAAGAUGAGCUGGCGGCGCUUUCAGAGGUUUCGGAGGACGAGGAGGAAAGUGAACAAGAAGUUCAACGACGAAGCGUCCGAUUGCGAAAAAGUGGAAACACAAGCUCUGCAAACGCAAGCGUUUCCGACCCGGGUAAGCUGGACGAGUCCAACAUUUUAAACGGGAAACGAGGGCGGAAAUCUGUGGACUACCAGAAACUGAACGACGCUAUAUUUGGAGAAUUGUCGGACGGUGAAAUUGCCAAGAUUGAUGAUACUGACGAUUUUCUAGUGGCAACAUCCCGCAACCAAAACGAUUCUAGCGACUCUGGCGAUGCCAAUGAUGAUUCAACUGGAAGCAGCCAUGUAGGCGAAGCAGAUGAAUUGAGCUUAGACGACGAAAAUGAAGAUAGCGAAUCAGAAAACACAGAAAAUGGUAUAAAAGAUAGGAGAGAUGAUAGACGGGAGGACGAUCAUCUUACCGUUAGAUCUUCAAGAGUAAAUCGUCCAUCAACAGUGCGACAACUUCAAUCAGCUUUGGCCGGCGAAGAUGGUUGUACAUCCGUGAUAUUGAGCCGGAGCGAAAACGUAAAGAAGCGUAAAUUGAAGGAAACAGCCAUUCCUGAAUCUCAAACGAAUGCACAAGGAGCGGGUGCAGAGACAGCGUCAUCCGAUGAGGCCUCUAGAAGUCGGAAAAAUAGGAGAGGCAAGUUUGCCAAGGCAGCAUUGACAAUGGUUUCGAAGCUUGUUCAAGUUGCACCAAGUUUAGAGAAGUAA